Messenger RNA from Cotesia glomerata, 3058 nucleotides. It is a transcript of the gene Naa35, whose product is annotated as N-alpha-acetyltransferase 35, NatC auxiliary subunit. Gene Ontology annotation, biological process: N-terminal peptidyl-methionine acetylation. Gene Ontology annotation, cellular component: NatC complex. The coding region runs from base 222 to 2417 and encodes 731 amino acids. The record is from RefSeq and is a predicted model, not a curated record. The transcript has 6 exons. Lineage: Eukaryota; Metazoa; Arthropoda; Insecta; Hymenoptera; Braconidae.
GUUUCCUCUGCAUUAUUUUUUUACCAAAAAACUCGACCGAGUUUUCAUUUAAUUGAAGACUGAGAGUGAGACAGAACUAAAAUUCAGCAUAGACAUAUUUAUAAUAAAAGUUACAGGAUGAUAGUUUGUUGCAGUGAAUAAAUAAAAUAAAUAUAGUUCUUUUUUUCGGUUAUAAAUUUUAAUAUUUUCAUUAAAAGUUUAUCUAAUAUCUAGUCGUAACAAUGGCAACUGCAGUUGAUGAACAAAUUUCUGUUGAUUUACCCGACGAUAAAGAACAUCUAAUGGAGCCAGUGACAUAUAAUUGGGUGGACAUCACCUCUGAAUUUUUCGAUGCCAUAAAAAGUUUAGAACUAGGCGAGCUUUUGCACGACGAUUUAUUCGGAUUAUUCGAAGCAAUGUCAGCAAUUGAAAUAAUGGAUCCAAAAAUGGACGCAGGAAUGCUGUGUAACCGCGGAAACAACCAGCUGUACACAUUUGAGCAAGCUGUCGAGUCAGGUGCAAUAAAAUUAGACAACCUAACAGCCUCAGAAGUAAUAGGCAUCAUAGAUUCCACAUACGCGUGUAUAGUUUCUUGGUUAGAAGGUCACAACCUCGCACAAACCGUAUUUACAAACCUGUACCUCCACCAGCCAGCCCAGAUCCUCGACAAGCCUUUGAAAACCUUCUGCUACGCAGUCUACCAAAUAAUCGAGAUAAUAAAAAACUCUAUAAACCGCGCGAUGGUAUUUGAAGAAGAGGACUUCCAGAGCAUCACCUAUGGCUACAAGCUGCACUUGGAAGUGACUGAGAGCAAGACAAUAUCAAUGUUAAAAGAAGUUGAAGAGGAGCUGCAUCGAAAGAGUAGGAUCAAGCCGGUUAAUGAAGAAACUGAGAAAGAGUACAAUGAAGGCCUGGCGCUGUACGCCAGGAUAAGAUUCACCAAAAUGUUCUACUUAGCUCUGUCCAUGAUGGGCAAGAAGGACAACGUCACGCUAAAUUUGACCGACAUUCAGCGGCUGCUGUCUAACUGCACGGACAUGAUCCAGGUGAUGAUCAAGACAGUCAGCAGAGGCUGCAAAGCUGAUGAAGUUUCGAAUCAUCCGACUAUCAUGGGGUUUGAUCCGAUGGUGAACCAGCGGCUGCUGCCUCCAACGUUUCCGAGGUAUACUAAAAUAAAACCGAGGACCGAGGCGCUGGAGUACAUGGAGGAGCUGAUCAACAGAUUGAAAACAGUGACGAAGGUCACCAGCUGCUCGGGGUUCCACAGCACGCUUGAUUUCUUCCUGGAGUUCUCAAGACAGAACCCCUGUAUUUUAUCCAGGUCGAUGCUGCAAAUAGUUUAUCUCCCUGGAGGCAACCGAGUCUUUGGAAUGCACAAUUUUACAGACAUUCUCAAAGACGCGGCUAAGAAUUUUACAGCUCCGCCCGCGUUGCUGCCCAAGAGCACGUUGUUACAAAAUCACCAGGCUAGAGAGUGCGUGGAGACAUUUUUUUACCACUGCACGACGCUGUUCAAUAGCCUGUUGCAAUUGAGUGGUCACAACAGAGCGAGACAGAGAGACAAGUUAGCGCACAUGUUGGAAGAUUUUGCGACACUGCAUGAUGAGGCGGAGCGGGUGGAUCGGCAUCUUAAUACGCUGUCAUUAAAAAAUGAUACGUCAAGAUCGCACUUGGCUUGCUUUGGGACCUGGUUACUGUAUCACACAGUUCGUGUGAUGGUCAUGUACCUGCUCAGCGGGUUUGAAUUAGAGCUAUACUCAGUCCACGAGUAUCACUACAUCUUCUGGUACCUGAAUCACUUUUUGUACGGCUGGCUGGUGUCUGCUCUCACUAGAGCUGACUCUUUUUUAAUGGAGCAGGAUAUUCACACCGAGAUGCACAAAGGACGGAGUGCUAAGAAGAGUGCGAAAAAUAAAAAAAAGAAAGUCACUCCUCGGCCGUAUAGUUUGGAGAUGCUGAUGUAUCAGGUGCUCCAGAAUAUUUGUGGUGGUUACUUCAAAGCUCUUGUUGGGUUGAGGAUGGAUGGGAAGAUUCCUUCGCCGGAAAAAGAGUUUGACUCGGAACGUGUUAGAUAUAAACAUAGAUUGUUAUCGCCUUUUUCGUCGUUAUUGCUACCGCCUGCUGCUAACUAUGAAAAGUUUUUAGAACUCACUAAUACGCAUCCACAUAAAAAUAAUGAAAUAAUUACCAGCGAAUUGCAUUAUACAACAGCAUGUAGACAUUUUCAUCGCGCAAAAAACAUGCUCGACUAUGCUUUGUCGUUAUGCCAGGACAGAAAUUCAAGCACUGCUAAUGAGAUAAAUGAUUUAUUAAAAGUAACCAAGACAAAUUUCAUCGUUGUAAAACUGCUAGCAGAUGGUCAUAAAAAAGACUCCAAAGAACCUCCGAUCUUCGAUUUUUCUUGUCAUCAACAUUUUCCAAUCAUCAAGCUCGUGUGAGCUAAAAAAAAAAUAACAAAAAAAAAAAUAAAAUCUCAUCUCUUCAUUUCACUAGUUUAUUUCCGACUAUUAAAUUUAGUAUUUAUUUUUCAUGCAUUAAAAAAAAAUUGGAUGUUUAAAAAAAAAAAACUGUUUUAAUUAGCUUUUUAAUAAAUUUAUGUAAAUGUUUAUCGUUUUUAAAUGUUUUGCCAGUAAAAAAAGCUACAGCAAUAUUGUCUUUGCAAAAGGCUAUUAAUGUAAUUAAUUGCAAAUUACGCGCUUAUUAUUAAAUCAAAAUUUAUUAAGCGCGUAUUGCGAUUUUUAAUUGUUAAUUAAGAAAACAAACAAAUUAAUAAAAAUAAAAUUAAAAUUAAAUAUUAAAUAAAAAUAACAGCUAAUGAUAAUAAUUAUAAAAUAAUAUUAAUAAUAAUAAUAAAAAAAUACAUCAUUAAUUCUCUAUAAAUAUUUAAAGUGUAAAUGUUAUUUGUUGUACAAUUUUUUUUUUUCAAAUUGUUCAAGCUGUUGAUUAAUUUAACUAAAAAAAAAAAAAAAAAAAACAAAUUUAAAAUAGAUGAGAGAAAUUGUAUCAAAGAAAAAAAAGAAGAAGACUGCUGUCAAUUUCUUUUUGAAACUAUAAAUAAAUGUAAACUAAUAAACUAAAA